GAAAUAUGAAGAUGUAUAACAAAACUCUAUUCUCUAGUUCUGAAAUCAUUUUACUGCAUUAUUUAUUCUAGGUCUACAUAGAAGAACGGUGGCAAAUUUUGCAUUAAUAAUGAAAUCUAGAAAGCCUCUAAAAAUCUAAAUUAAGAUAAUGUCCUAAGUGUUCUUCUUCCAACUUUUUGAGCAAACCAGUUACCAAUGCUCUUCUUCCUGCCCUGCCUGCCCUCUGGUGGAGGUGUUAAAGAGCAGGCCUGGAGAUCAAGCAAGCCAUAAGGGAACUAGAAGUUGUGAAAAAGACCAGGCCAAGCAGAUGCAUCCUCUCUAGACUUUGAUUCAAGAACUGGUGACUCAAAGCAGCAGGGAUGACGCAGAAUCCGUUCUGGCCAGGGCAUAGCAGCAAUGGCAGCUGCAUCCGGUUUCCAGUGGCGGGAGAGACAGCUGUUCUGUGGCAGUGUGCAGUGUCCAGCAUCCAAGGACUUGGCAUUGCAAAUUACGAGAGAGAACAUGAGUGAGGAAUGAGCAGAGAGAGAGGGAGACACAGAAUCUGAAGCAGGCUCCAGGCUCUGAGCUACCAACACAGAGCCCGACGCGGGGCUCGAACUCACAAACAGUGAGAUCAUGACCUGAGCUGAAGUCAGAUGCUUAACCGACUGAGCCACCCAGACAAGGAGAGGAGAUUGAGAGGAGCCAAGAGUGGAGCACAGAUGCCAACGGGUGCCAAGAAGAAACACCGGCACCCUGUCCCCUACGGGGCAAAACCAAGGGAGGUCAUUGCAAUAUCUGGAUUUACUUAGAUGAAUCUCAAGUUUGGAAUAGCACCCAGCCAAUAGGACACCUGGGUAACAAGGACUGAGUGUGUAUGUCUAAGAGAAGAGAGUUUGGAGAACAGAUCAUCAGCCACAAAGGUGUUUUAGAAAAUAAUUAUGAGAGCUUACGUAUACUAAAUGUUGAAAGAAAUGGAAAUGUUAUUUAUACCUAUAAGGACAAUAAGGGAAAUGUCUUCUUUGGAUUAUAUGACUGCCAGACCAGACAAAAUGAGCAUCUCUAUACAUUUGAAAAAGACUUGCACGUUGUCAGCUGUUCUGUCAAUAGUGAUAGAACUUUGCUUGCUGCGAGUUUAGUUCAUUCUACUAAAGAAGGAAGAAAGAAUGAGCUUCAACCAGGAUCAAAGUGUUUAACUUUAUUGGUUGAAAUCCAUCCUGUUAACAAUGUGAAGGUUCUAAAAGCCGUGGAUAGCUAUAUUUGGGUGCAGUUUCUCUACCCCCAUGUGGAAAGUCACCCCCUUCCAGAGAACCAUCUGUUACUGGUUUCAGAAGAGAAAUAUAUCGAAAAGUUUCAUAUCCAAGUCAUCCAAGAAGAUGGAAGUAGAGUGGUAAUUAAAGACUCUGGUCAUCUCCUGAGAGAGAGAGUAGCUGAGGAUUUUGUUUGGGCUCAAUGGGAUAUGUCAGAGCAGAGAUUAUACUACAUUGACCUAAAGAAAUCAAGGAGUAUUUUAAAAUGCCUCCAGUUUUCUGUUGAUGAGAAGUUUAACUUAAUGUUUGAAGCACCCUUGGAUAUAACAUUAAAUGACUCAGGAUUUAAACUUGUAAACUUUGGAUGUGAUGAUCUUCAAGACCAAGAGAACUUAUCGAAACACCUGACCCUGUGCGUUUUUACCAACCAUACAGCUCUACUAAAUACCUUCUUACUUCUAGGAAGUUUAUGUGUGUGUUACAGUCCGAAGUUUGACUCUUGGGAAAAAUUCACAUAUUCAGUGUUUUACUUUCAUAAAGGGCACGGCAAGACCUUCACUGCUGCUCUUGGGAGUGUUGACUCACAUGUGACAAAGGGCCUUACUUUUCUCAACCUUGACUAUUACUUGGCUGUUUACUUACCUGGUCAUUUUUUUCAUCUACUUAACAUUCAACAUCCAGACCUAAUCUGCCACAGUUUGUUUCUGACAGGAAACAGUGAAGUUGUUGAUAUGCUACCUCAUAGUCCUUUACAGUCACUGUCAGGGUCCCUGGUACUGGAUUGGUGUUCUGGAAAGCUCUAUAGGGCACUCCUCAACCAGUCAUAUUUAUUACAGUUCCUAUGGAACACUCGGCUAGACUGUGAGAAGAUGGCUGUGUUGCACUGUGUGCUCUCCUGUGGUGGAGACCGCCGGUUCCUGGAAGCCAAGAUUAUUCAGUGGAUUUCUGAGAAUAUCUCUACCUGCCAUUCAUUUGACCUCAUUCAGGAAUUUAUAAUUGCUUCUUCAUAUUGGAGCAUAUGUCCAGAGACCAGUAACAUGGAUAAACUUUUGCCAUAUUCCUCAGUGCUCACUUGGAAUACAGAAAUUCCUGGAAUAACCCUUGUGACAGAAGAGAUCGCGUUGCCUUUCAUGAAGGUGCAUAGUUUUAAGGGUUACUGGGAAAAACUGAACUCCAACCUGGAAUAUGUUAAGUACUCCAAGCCACACUUGCACUAUAACAACAGCAUGGUCAGGAGAGAAUGGCACAGCCUGAUCUCAGAAGAGAAAACAGGAAGAAGAAGGUCCAUGGUGUAUGUGAAGAAUAUUCUUGAUAAUGCAACGAAGGUGAUUUCUAACCUAGAAGCAAGGAAUUUGGAGCCAAGAUUAACACCCCUCUUCCAGGAGGAGGACAACCACCAGAGACUGCUUAUGGGUCUGAUGGUGUCUGAGCUAAAAGACCAUCUUCUGAGACACCUACAGGGUGUAGAAAAGAAGAAAAUUGAACAGAUGGUUCUGGACUAUGUUUCAAAACUGCUGGAUCUCGUCUGCCAGAUAAUGGAAACCAGUUGGAGAAAACACAGUCUUCACCCCUGUGUUCCCCACUUCAGUGGGAGGGCCAGUGCAGCUGAAUUUAAAGUCUUUCACAUCAUGACCAGGAUUCUGGAAGCUACCAAGAAUUUGUUUUUACCGCUGCCUCCUGGUUUUCACACUCUGCACACGAUCCUGGGUGUCCACUGUCUCCCUUUGCACAACCUGCUGCAUUACAUUGAUAGCGGAGUGUUGCUUCUCACGGAAACAGCUGUCACAAGGCUCAUGAAAGAUCUGGACAAUACAGAGAAAAAUGAAAAACUAAAAUUCAGCAUCAUUGUGCGGCUUCCCCCGCUUAUUGGUCAGAAGAUCUGUCGACUUUGGGAUCAUCCUAUGAGCUCUAACAUUAUUUCCCGGAACCACGUGAAGAGACUGCUGCAGAACUAUAAGAAAAAGCCCCCAAGUUCCGUGAUUCACAAGUCGUCAUUCAGUGUGGAAUUUCUGCCUCUGAACUACUUCGUUGAAAUACUGACAGACAUAGAAUCCUCCAAUCAAGCCCUGUAUGCUUUUGAAGGACAUGACAAUGUGGAUGCAAAAUUUGUAGAGGAAGCAGCUCUGAAACACACCAUGAUGCUUUUAGGCUUGUAAAAGAGAGAAUGCAAUUAUACCCGCCUCCAAUAGUUUAAUCUUGCUCAUUAGCUUGACCUCUGUCAGGAAUCCUUGACCAAUAUUUAAAAUUGGUAACCAAAGUCAGAAUGCAUUGUCAAGCCGUCUGACUUUCAGUCUGGUACUUGUUGAGACAGAAUCAAACUGCUGUGCCUCAUCCCAGUUUUGGACAGCAGACAAGAGGUCAGUGACCGACAGUCCCAGGAGGCACACAGUGUCAUCAGUGAUGCUCUUCCCUAGUGGCUUACCUUCCUAAUGGCUUCUAGGCCAAAAGCUAGUUUCUGUUGCACUCUGAAAUAAAAUAUGCUUUAAAAAAAUGUAGGGAACAGUGUGUAGAAAAACAGAAACUAGAUGUGUCGUUGAAAACAACAUAGGACAAGCAGAAAAAUUAAAUGUUACAUAAGAACUGUAUUUGGAAAGAGGAUACUUUUUAAAGAGCUGAAUUUGGACCAGGUCAAAUCUGCUAUUUCUAGAAUAGAAUAAUUUGUAACAUACGGCAGUGUGUACAUCCAGUAUUUAGAGUAGGAUUUGUUUUUAUAAUGGUUCGGAUGGAACUGUAUGUAUAUGUUAAAGUUCUUUUUUUUUUUGUAUUUAUAAAAGUUUGAUUUAGUAAUAUCUUGCCAUUAAAAUAAGAAACACUGAA
Molecule: messenger RNA, 4046 nt
Organism: Acinonyx jubatus (cheetah)
Lineage: Eukaryota; Metazoa; Chordata; Mammalia; Carnivora; Felidae
Gene: GSAP
Product: gamma-secretase activating protein
Exons: 35
Coding region: 857-3385 (842 amino acids)
Biological process (GO): positive regulation of amyloid-beta formation
Cellular component (GO): trans-Golgi network
Source: RefSeq, a predicted model, not a curated record